Aspergillus nidulans FGSC A4 is the source of this 1029-nucleotide messenger RNA. Its product is annotated as glycosyltransferase. The coding region runs from base 1 to 1029 and encodes 342 amino acids. The record is from RefSeq and is a predicted model, not a curated record. Lineage: Eukaryota; Fungi; Ascomycota; Eurotiomycetes; Eurotiales; Aspergillaceae. The transcript is spliced from 2 exons.
AUGGGCACACGCACCCCCUUAUACCCCAUGCCGCACACUUGGUCAAGCAAGGCCACAUCGUACACUUCAUUGCAGGCACCAGGUCAGAAUAUGCCAUACGUCAAUCCCGCGCAGUCUUCCACCACCUUCACCGCGACUGACCGCCCGCGGUUCAACUACGCGCUCAGUGCUGUUUUUGUCGACCUGACCCCAGUAGCCAUGAAGGUGUUACAGGACGUUCUCGAGGAGAUUCGCGAAGAGUACCCAGAGCAUGAGGUUGUUAUCGUCGAGGAGUUCGCAUCCGCAGGGCUGUGGCCGUUUGUGCUAGGAGCGCCGCUACCGAAAGGGUGUACCCGGUUCCCCAAGGUGAUCACUUUUUCGACCCUGCCAUUUGCCGGCUCCAGCGUGGGCACCGCGCCGUUUAGACCGGGCCUACCGCCAGAUUCGAGUGUUGAAGGCCGUGCUCGCAACGCGGCUCUGUAUGAAUCUUUCAGGCAAUUUGAGCUGGAGCUGAUUGGACAUGCCAAUGCCGUCUAUCAGAGGCUUGGUGCGACAAGGAAGGCACCGGGGUACCUGUUGGGCCUCUGGGCCACCGGGGCGGACCUCACAGUGCAGCCUUGUAGCCCGAGCCUGGAGUAUCCGCGAAGCGACCUGUCGCCCAAUGUUCGAUUCAUUGGUGGAACUCCUCGCGCAGAUGUCGGCCCGGAACUGGUGCUGCCUGAAUGGUGGGGUGAGCUAUCGGAUGCGAAGACAGGAGAUUCACCCAAGAAUAUUGUGUUUGUAUCUCAGGGUACGGUCAUGGUAGACUACGGUAUGCUUUUGAUUCCGACUAUCAAGGCAUUGGCCGAUCGAGAGGACUGUAUGGUCAUUGGUGUCCUGGGACAGAGAGGCGCGAAACUGGACAAUGUUAUGCUACCGGCGAAUGCAAAGGUCGUGGACUAUCUGCUGUAUGCAGCCAUCCUGCCUUAUGUUGAUGUGUUCAUUAACAAUGGGGUUCAUGCAGGGUGUUAUGCAUGGAGUGCCUAUGGUCCUAGCUGGAGUAGAAUGUAA